Carassius auratus (goldfish) is the source of this 1006-nucleotide messenger RNA. RefSeq lists its product as uncharacterized. The record is from RefSeq and is a predicted model, not a curated record. The transcript is spliced from 2 exons. Bases 20 to 1006 code for a protein of 328 amino acids. NCBI's taxonomy places the organism in Eukaryota, Metazoa, Chordata, Actinopteri, Cypriniformes, Cyprinidae. Gene Ontology annotation, molecular function: nucleic acid binding; zinc ion binding.
UGUUACGGCCGUCAAAAUUAUGGAAGAAGAGUUACAGGAAUUGAGGGAAGUAGUAGCUCAGUUGCGGGCAGAAAAUGAGAGGUUGCGUCAAGACCACUUUCUUGCGCUUCCUGGCCCUAGUGAUGCCCCUUCUAUUGAUCCUGGUCCUUCUGUUGCUGCCCCCCCUCAGCCAAGUAGUGCACAGGCAGUCCUGCCAGAACGAUUCGUUUUUGUACCUCGAGACAGGAAAUGUCAAAAAUUCAAUGGCAGGGUUGGUCUGAGCAUUGAUGAGUGGGUUGAAGAGGCCAAAGCUUGUAUGCAGGCUCGUCACCUGUCUGUUUCUGAUCAAGCUUUCUUCUUGUUUGACCACUUGGAGGGGGAGGCAAGGGAAGAGAUUAGGUACCGUUCGGAGAUUGAGCGAAAUGAUCCAGAUAAAAUUAUUUUGGUGUUACGGGAAUUAUAUGGUUGCUCACAGUCAUAUGUCUCAUUACAGGAGGCAUUUUUUUCUAGAAAGCAGCAGGAGGGUGAAUCAUUGUUGGAGUUUUCCCUAGCUUUGAUGGGUCUCCUAGAACGUGUGACGCAGCGAUCACCGUAUGUUAUGCCAAAUUCACAAGUUUUGCUACGCGAUCAGUUCAUUGAACAUGUUUGUGACGUGGCCCUUCGCCGAGAAUUAAAACAGUUAAUACGUCGUCAGCCAAUGUUAACAUUGUUGGAAGUUCGAAGCGAAGCUCUUAGAUGGGAAAGGGAGGGAAUGUUGGGGAGUACGAGAGGACGAAGCAAUUCCGUUCCAUCCGCCUAUGGGAUUCAGUAUGGUGUACAAGGUGAGUCACGGGUGGGUAGAUUUCCUCAGUCACGUAGUCAGCCUCCUCACCGCGGCCCCAUUAUAUGUAGGAGGUGCCAACGACUUGGCCACUUUGCUAGAGAGUGCGAUGGGGAGCGUGUUCCCCCUCGUCCGCAACCCCCUUUGCCCACUGCGUCGUCAUCUGAGGGUAGACAGCCUGGUCCAUCUGCGUUGUCGGGAAACUAG